Symsagittifera roscoffensis is the source of this 423-nucleotide messenger RNA. RefSeq lists its product as uncharacterized. The transcript has a single exon. The record is from RefSeq and is a predicted model, not a curated record. NCBI's taxonomy places the organism in Eukaryota, Metazoa, Xenacoelomorpha, Acoela, Convolutidae. The coding region runs from base 1 to 423 and encodes 140 amino acids.
AUGAAGGCUGAGGACUACAGAGGCUUUGUGGGCUCAUUAUUGUACAUAGCUAAGCAAACAUGGCCUGAUAUCCUAGCUACUGUGACGCAACUCUCUCCUUUCAUGGAGAAUCCGGGAAGGGCGCACUGGGUGGCUGCAAAGAGGGGUCAUCGUUACCUGAAGGAGAGCAAAGAUCUGGAGCUGUGCUACACUAAGAAAGCUGGUGGUGUAAAACUCUGUGGAUUCGCAGAUGCUGACUGGGCUGGAGAUUUGGAUGAUAGAAGGUCAACUACUGGCUACAGAUUUUAUUUGCGAAGGCAGGGGCAGCAAUUGGUUGGAGCACCAAAAAGCAACCAACUGCAGCCAUAUCUACCAGUGAGGCUGAGUACCAACAAUGGAAGCAGCGCUUCAAGAGGAUCUAUAUCUGCUAUCACUUCUGAAUGA